AUGGACUGCAAGCAUGAGAGGAAGAGGAGGACCGAGCAGCAGCAGCAGGCAGAGACAUUUUGUGUGCGGUUCUGUCUCCACUGUCCAUCCACUCCACUGUCCGUCCACUUCCGUUCCCACCAAGGCAGCAAGCCAGACAGAAGAUCCUGGGGCAGAGGAAAGACAGAGUGCUGCUGCUGGGCAGACAACAAAAAAAUAAAGAGAGAGAGAGGAGGGUGUCAAGAAUCUGAGACAUUUUGUGUGCGGUUCUGUCUCCACUGUCCAUCCACUCCACUGUCCGUACACUUCCGUUCCCACCAAGGCAGCAAGCCAGACAGAAGAGCCUGGGGCAGAGGAAAGACAGAGUGCUGCUGCUGGGCCGACAACAAAAAAAUAAAGAGAGAGAGAGGAGGGUGUCAAGAAUGUGAGACAUUUUGUGUGCGGUUCUGUCUUCACUGUCCAUCCACUCCACUGUCCGUCCACUUCCGUUCCCACCAAGGCAGCAAGCCAGACAGAAGAGCCUGGGGCAGAGGAAAGACAGAGUGCUGCUGCUGGGCCGACAACAAAAAAAUAAAGAGAGAGAGAGGAGGGUGUCAAGAAUCUGAGACAUUUUGUGUGCGGUUCUGUCUCCACUGUCCAUCCACUCCACUGUCCGUACACUUCCGUUCCCACCAAGGCAGCAAGCCAGACAGAAGAGCCUGGGGCAGAGGAAAGACAUUGCUACAAAGUCUCUUAAAGUCCUUCCAAAAUAGUGCUUCCUGCAUGAACAUCAAAUUGAAGAUAUCACAGUACAAGUGCAGACCAAGGUCCACUGGAUUAUAUUCUGUACGGAUUAAAGUACAGCGAAGCCAGAUGUCCUACCUACGAUUCUACGAACCUUGAAUUUCCCAAUUCAUAUAUCCAGGAUGUACCACAUCACAUGCAUGCUAGAUUGACCGCUAAGCG
Messenger RNA from Bufo gargarizans (Asiatic toad), 924 nucleotides. RefSeq names its product zinc finger protein 334-like. The record is from RefSeq and is a predicted model, not a curated record. NCBI's taxonomy places the organism in Eukaryota, Metazoa, Chordata, Amphibia, Anura, Bufonidae. The transcript is spliced from 8 exons. The coding region runs from base 1 to 861 and encodes 286 amino acids.